AUGAAUCCAACUUUCGGAAACGAAACAACCAACCACCAACAUAAGAUCGCUGUUUGUUCAACAGAUAAUUGGUUUGGUAACGUCAUUGCUAGGAGUCUUAUAUUGGAUUGCGGUAAACGUAGCGUCGUUACGAUCCGUUGUUUGGCCCAAGACACUAAUAACAAAUGUGUCAAGAAACUUGAGCGUUUAGGUGGUGAAAUUCAUAGGAUCGACUAUGAACGUCCUGAAACAAUUAGAAAUGCUUUACACGGUGUUGAAUUCUUAAUUUUCAUUAGUGAAGCCGAUAAAAAUCGUGUUAAAGAAGCUAGAAUUAUGGCUGAUGCUGCCUCUGAAAGGGAUGUUAAUAACGCGAUCAUCAUGUCGUUGGAAGGUGCCGAAGAUGGAGAAGGAAAAAUUUUGGGUGAAUUUAGGGAAAUGGAAAAGGUUGUUGGCGAGAGGAUGAGAAAUUCAUGUGUGGUCAGAAAUGCUUUCCUUCAACAAGCUUUCUUCCUUUGGUCUCCAAAUAUUGAAGACAGGGGAGAAAUCAACAUGACUCCUCGCGAUAGUAAUGAAUGGGCUCCUGUUAAUCUUGACGACAUUAUCUCUGCGAUUGUAUGCUUAAUGUUACAAGAUGGCAAGAUGGUAUCCGAACUCAGCAAAAAGAAUCGGAACAAGGUCUAUUGUUUGACAGGUCCUGAGCUUACAUGCGGGCGUGGAAUUGCCGAUACCAUCAAUCGAGUUAUUCAAGACAGGGGUGAUGUUGAAUACAAAACUGUUAAUCGUCGUCAACUUGAAGAUUACCUUAGCAAGCUUGCUGAGGAAGAUCGCGAGCGUAAUCGAGACUGUGAUCGAGAUUGUGAUCCAAACCUAGAUGAUAUGGAUGAUUGUCUUCUUGAACAACGUGAUGGCAUUUAUUUGAUUCAACGUGGAUUAGCCUUGUUACACGAGUGUCUCGCUAAUUUCUUCAGAAAUACUCAACAAUCUUUGGAAUGUGGAAAGUUAACCUUUAUUGAAGGUGUCAAUCGGCUUGUUUCGGCUACAACUUUAUUCGAUGAAGUCAAUC
Scutellospora calospora is the source of this 1042-nucleotide messenger RNA. NCBI's taxonomy places the organism in Eukaryota, Fungi, Glomeromycota, Glomeromycetes, Diversisporales, Gigasporaceae. The record is from the annotation of a GenBank genome assembly.